CCUCCCCAGACCACCACAGCCCCACGCUCAAUAGCAGUAACCACAAGCAUUUACCGCCUCUGACCCCAACACACCUGGGACAUCAUCAGCUCUACCAGUCCACCAGAAGGAACCAUCUUCAUCCAUGAUCCCUCUGUCCCCUGUGAGUCUCAGGUUCCCUACCCUGGAGCACUCUCUGCUGCCAGAGGAUCAAGAGCAGUGGAGAAAACGGACAGGUCUUCUGCUCUACGAGGUCUACGGACAGUCAGAAACAGGUGGCAACCACAGGCAGCCAGGAGCUGGCCCCAGAAGUUCAUUUCUGGAUGCUCAUGUGGACAGCACACAGGGAGUAAGUUGUGUCACUCUCCGUGGAAUGAAGAUCAAGCCGGGUUCCAUCGGGAAAGGCAUCCCCUCCUUCGACGUCCAGAUCAUUGACGACAAGGGCAACAGCCUGCCGUUCAACACUGAAGGCAACAUUGGCAUCAGGAUGAAGCCCACCAAGCCCAUUGGCCUCUUCAUGGGCUAUGAAGACAACCCAGUAAAGACAGCCAAAGUGGAGUGUGGGGACUUUUACAACUCUGGAGAUAGAGCAACUAUGGAUGAAGAGGGCUACAUCUGGUUCCUGGGGAGGAACGAUGACAUCAUCAAUGCCUCUGGGGACGAGGUGACCCUCCAAAACAUGAGACUUGAGGGCUUGGGUCACCCGGCCCUGGCAGCCACUCAGAAGCCAAGAAGGAGCCCGCAGGUACCGCGUCGGGCCCGCAGAGGUGGAGAAUGCCCUGGCCGAACACCCGGCUGUGGCUGAAUCAGCUCUGGUGAGCAGCCUGGACCCAAUUCGAAGGGAGGUGGUGAAGGCAUUUAUUGUCCUGACUCCGGAAUUCCUCUCCCAUGACCGGGACCAGCUCACCAAGGAGCUACAGCAGCAUGUGAAGUCAGUGCCAGCCCCGUGUAAGUACCCCAGGAAGGUGAGUGAGGGCAGAGGGAUGGGGCCUGGUCCCGUCCAGUGGGCCCUGGGCUCUGCUGCCCCAAAUCUCCUGGGGUGGCUGGGGUGGAGCUUACGUAGCCCAUGGAAUGAGCAUUUUUCUCUACUGAAGAAGCAUUCAACUUAGGGGUUUAGGGGAGAUCCAUCUUAAUCAUGGAAACCUCUAUCCUGUGUCAGAAAACAAAAAGGCUGACAAAAAACCUACAGAAAAAAAUCAGCCAAGAGCCUAGAAAUAUCCAAGAAGGAUAUUUGAAAUCUUUCACAAUUUGAAAAAGACAUUCGGGGCACCUGGGUGGCUCAGUCGUUAAGCGUCUGCCUUCGGCUCGGGUCACGAUCUCAGGGUCCUGGGAUCGAGCCCCUCAUCGGGCUCCCUGCUCGGCGGGAAGCCUGCUUCUCCCUCUCCCACUCCCCCUGCUUGUGUUCCCUCUCUCGUUGUGUCUCUCUCUGUCAAAUAAAUAAAAAGAAAAUCUUGAAAAAAAGAAAAAAAGAAAAAGACAUUCAAGUCAACAACUGCCACACUUUUAAAAAACAUUAUUUGUAGUAAGAAAUAUAUUCUAAAUUGAAGCCCAAUACAUAUAUAGAUACAUAACAAACAAAAGGUAACAAAAUAAUAUUUAUUGUAGCAUAAAAUACAUUCUGAGAGAUUUUUUUUCUACCUCGUUUUCAGUGCCAUGUGAGAACUAUGAAAAUGUCCAACAAUAGAGAAAUGAUUAAAUUAUUCGUGGUAAUUAAUGCUGUCCUAUAAUUUAAAAAGAUGAUGCAGAUCUCUUAUUUGUAACAUAAAAAACAUCACAAAAAUAUAUUAUUAAGAGACAAAAGCAGGCUGUGAAUAAAUAUACAUGUUAUCUGACUUGUUGAAAAACCACGUUUGCAAGGAUACAUGGGUCAAAAAUUUAACGUGUCUUUCUUUUGUAAUAAUACAUUGCUGUGCUUUCUGAGUGUUUACCCAAAGCUAGAUAGCUAAUAUUUAUUGAACAUGUGUGCCGGGCGCUGGACUCAAAGCUCUACAUGUGUUAUUUCAUAUAAUCCCCCCAAACCUGAGAUGGUAUAACCAUCCAUUUGACAGAAUGGAAACGGGAGAGGCUCAGAGACUCACAGUAAAUUGCCUGAGGUUGGAGUGAAGAAAAGGGCAGAGCUGAACUCAAACCCAGUGUAUCUGAAAACGGAGUUCGUCCUUCACAUGUAAGGCUCUGCCGCCUCCUAGAGAGUAGACUGGAGGAUGCAGGCCAGUUAGGAUGGGCUGAUGUUCCUGUGAGGAACUAGUAGCCCCUGUCUUAGUGGCUCCUACUAGGGAAGUAUCUUUCUUGCUCCGGCCACAUGUCCGCAUGGUCUUCCUGGGACCAGGAUAAAGGAGCACCCACCAUAGGUAACUGCCAGGUGCUAGAAGAGAUGGACAGAGUGGAUGCCAGACCAGUGGUCUCAAGUGUUCUGUUCGAGGUGGCACGCCUCACUCCCACUCACAUCUCACUGGUCAGAGCACAUCACAGGGCUGCAUCCAACUUCCCGGGUCAGGGGACACCCUGACAUGCCUUGGUGGAGCCUACUGGGGCCACCACAGGGUGCCAGCCCGUCUGGGGGACUGUGCAGGGGCAGAGGAGGAGCCUGGGGCAUUGGUAAGAAAUGACAGCAGGACUAAGUUGGGAUGGGUUUGCUUUAUCCUU
Messenger RNA from Mirounga angustirostris (Northern elephant seal), 2622 nucleotides. RefSeq names its product acyl-coenzyme A synthetase ACSM1, mitochondrial-like. Bases 125 to 784 code for a protein of 219 amino acids. Gene Ontology annotation, molecular function: fatty acid ligase activity; fatty-acyl-CoA synthase activity. NCBI's taxonomy places the organism in Eukaryota, Metazoa, Chordata, Mammalia, Carnivora, Phocidae. Gene Ontology annotation, cellular component: mitochondrial matrix. The transcript has 8 exons. Gene Ontology annotation, biological process: fatty acid biosynthetic process; acyl-CoA metabolic process. The record is from RefSeq and is a predicted model, not a curated record.